This is a messenger RNA of Doryrhamphus excisus (bluestripe pipefish), 2797 nucleotides long. NCBI's taxonomy places the organism in Eukaryota, Metazoa, Chordata, Actinopteri, Syngnathiformes, Syngnathidae. The record is from RefSeq and is a predicted model, not a curated record.
UAUUAUUAUUAUUAAUAAUAAUACUAUAAUUUAUUUGAUGUAAAGUGCAUUAUAAAUUAAAUGUAUUUAAUUAAAUUCUUAUUAAUAAUAUUAACAACAAUAAUAAUAAUAAUAAUAACAAUAUGUGCUUGUGUCCCAGACCACAUCAAAUAAUGAAAUUGAUAAAAGGUUGAAAAAUGAAAAGUUUGGCUCAAGCCAUGAUGUCAGGUUUUAUGUUGUAUGUUACAGGCGGGCCGUAUUCAAACACUUGGUGAGCCAGAUGUGGCCCCCGGGCCGUAGUUUGCCCACCCCUGCUCUAAAAUUUUACACCAAGUGGAAUCACCUCUGGCGGGGCGGGACCUGGAGCCGCACUUACACCCAUGAUUGGCCCCGAAUCACAAAAUGUACAGCUUUAUCUUCGCGGGUUCGAGGAGCAGGUUGCCGGGGUUAUAAAUAGAGCCUCCAGCCGAAGGGGGGGAAGAAAAUGAGCAUCGGCAUCCGGCGACCGCUCCAUGAUCUCUGCGAGGAGGAUGCUGCAGCAAGCGCUUAGAGUAUCCGGCCGGAGCGCCUUCCCCCUGCUCAAGUGGGUGGAGAGGUGGGCCGAGGGCGCAGCAGCGGCCGGGACGGCAUCGAAGACGCUGGAUGACAUGCCCGGACCGUCGGUGCUCGGUUUCGCGUGGGACUUAUUCCCACGAAAGGGGCUGUCAAAGCUGCACCAGCUACAGCUGGAAGGACUGCAGCGGUACGGCCCCAUGUGGAAGGCCAGUUUCGGCCCCAUCCUGACGGUCCACGUGGCUCAUCCGGCGCUUAUCGAGCAGGUGCUGCGACAGGAGGGGCAGCACCCCUGCCGCUCUGAGCUUUCCUCUUGGAAGGACUACAGGAAGCUCAGAGGUCACCACUAUGGAUUGUUGACCUCUGAAGGAGAAGAAUGGCAAGAGGUGAGGAGCCUCCUGAGCAAGCACAUGCUGCGGCCCAAGGCGGUGGAAGCUUACGACAAAACCAUCAACAGCGUGGUCAGUGACCUCAUCGGCAAACUUCGCCUGCGCCGACAUCCCGACGGCCUCGUCACCAACAUCACGCAGGAGUUCUAUUACUUCGGCCUCGAGGGAAUCGCUUCUGUCUUGUUUGAAUCCCGACUCGGCUGCCUGGACGCAGUAGUUCCGAAGGAAACGGAAAACUUCAUCCAGUCCAUCAAGACCAUGUUUGUCAUGACGCUCCCUACCAUGGUUAUGCCAAGAUGGCUGCAUUGGUUGUUCCCCACGCCCUGGAAACACUUCUGUCGGUGCUGGGACGACAUGUUUGAAUUUGCUAAAGGCCAAAUUGACCAGCGUCUGAGGGAAGCAGAGAAAAAAAACAGCGGGGGAAAAGUGGACGGCCACUACCUUGCCUACUUCCUGUCCCAGACGGCGUUGCCCAUGAAGACUGUUUACAGCAACAUCACUGAGCUGCUGCUUGCAGGCGUUGACACUAUAUCCAGCACAAUGUCCUGGUCACUGUACGAGUUGUCCCGCCACCCUGACGUGCAGGCCUCACUGCGUGAAGAAGUCUUGACAGUCAUGGAAGGCAGGACCGUGCCCGAGGCCUCAGAUGUAGCACGCAUGCCUCUCCUGAAGGCCACAGUCAAAGAAGUGCUCAGGUUGUAUCCAGUCAUUCCUGCUAACGCUCGAGUCAUCACUGAGAGAGACAUCCAGGUUGGGGGCUACCUCAUACCUAAAAAUACUCUGAUAACCCUGUGCCACUUUGCAACGUCACGGGAUCCCACUGUGUUCCCAAAUCCUAACGACUUCCUGCCACAUCGAUGGUUGAACAAGGACCACACUCAUCAUCCGUACGCAUCCGUGCCGUUCGGGGUGGGAAAACGGAGCUGCAUCGGGCGCCGUAUUGCUGAGCUGGAGCUUUACCUUGCUCUCACCAGGAUCCUGAUAGAGUUCGACGUGAGGCCGGACCCCAAAAGGGGUUCUGUGAAGCCCAUGACACGGACGCUGCUCGUUCCUGAAAAUGUCAUUAACCUGCAGUUUGUUGAACGAUGACCUACCCGAGUUACGUGAACGUGACCACGACUCUGUCUGCAGAGGAGAGCACGCGGGCGGGGAGUUACCGGCUCAAGAAUCAUGUCAGAAGACGCCCAAUAGCAGGCCUGUGGAGUUGAUUACAGCAGCUGAGGCGCUCCACAGGAAAGGGAAAAAGCCUUUUAAGCGACUGUAAUGUUAAAACAGCCACGAGAGCUCAUAUCUGCACAAAACCUGAGAGCACCCUGAAUGUCCUCAGAUGCUUUCAUUUAUUACAACUGGACUCAACAUGUUAAGCCCUCGGAGAUGAUUUUUUUUUUUUUUUUUUGUAUUAGAUGUUAUGAUGCAAGUGUGAUUAAGAACUGUGUUCAUUCAGGACGUGACCUCCCACAUCUUGAACGAGCACACUGUCCAAAAACAUUGAGCUUUAGGCAUGGUAAAAAAAGGAUGCAGUGAUUGGACCAUCUCCAGGCCUUAUUGAUGCACCAGUGAGUUUAUGAAAAUGUUUGUCGUAAGGCGCUUAUGUUUGUAAAUAUUUUGUGACGGGUUCUUUUGAAGAAACCUGCACCCCAAAUGGCAGCUGCUGUAAAUAUUUCUGCACAUUCAAACAAAUGGUGCAAAUAUUGAUUUUUAAUUCACUAGGACUUUGUACAUGUGACUGUACUGUAAAGGCAAUGCUAACACUUUUUUUUUUUUUUUUUUACAAUUUGGAAACAUUAGUGUCUGUAUUUAUUCUAAAUUAAUAUGAAACUUUGUAACAGUUUUAAUUGUCAUUAAAAUCCAGGGUACAGGAGCGGUGUCACGUUUUU